AUGAGGUCUGAAAUUCCUCUACAUGUGGAAACCAUGGGCAAAAGAAAUGUCAAAUUGAAGGACGGUUGUAUUUACAUCCCCUUGAGACUUGUCGACCAUUUCGAACCUGACAUUACACUCAAAGACCACGAGGACAAGAUACACGGUGUUCGAGCAAGGAAGCACGAUGCUGACCAGAUAAUCUUAGAAUCUGGGUGGGGUGAAUUUGUGUUUAAACAGCGGAUACAAGAGAAUGACCUCAUCGUUUUCAAAAAGGGGAAACCUCACAUCGAAGUUUUCAUCCUUGAGAAAACCUCAUCAUCUUUUCUAACGGGAAAUUAUUCCUGUGCCCAAGAAGUCAUUGAGUUGAGUAGUUCUGAUGACGAUGAGAUCAUGGCUAAGAAGAUGGCUUCAGUAUCCUCCCCUUGCGCUAAAUCAGAAUAUGGAGCUCCCAAGCUGAAUGAAGUUGGUUCAAAACCUCCUAGGUCCAACAUUUUCAUGGGACCUUCACAGCGUCGUCGCUACAUUUUAUCCCAAGGGAAAGUUCUAAAGGGGCUAUUGAGAGAGAAAGUUGAAGAGAAAGUCCAGGCAAUUUGCUCUGAAUUUUCGGUGUUUGUGAAAGUGAUGAACAAAUCCAGUAGAUCACGACGUGAAAUACACCCUCUGCACUUCUGUCUGGAGUAUGCUUCUGAAUGCCUCCCGGCUGAGCAAAAAGGCCUCCUCCUUCUGCUGGAAGGCGACGAGAGGGAAUGGACUGGUAAGUUGGACAUCUCGAGGAAUGGCUCGAGGAAGGGAAGGUUUAUCUUUGGAGCCUGGAAGGACUUCCUCUGGCAAGUUGGUCUGAAGGAGGGAGACAUAUGCCUCUUUGAGCUGGUAGACAAGAGCGCAGGUUGGAUCACGAUGAAAGUCCACCUGAUCCGCAGGUCGGAGAUACAGCCAUAG
Molecule: messenger RNA, 921 nt
Organism: Triticum turgidum subsp. durum (durum wheat)
Lineage: Eukaryota; Viridiplantae; Streptophyta; Magnoliopsida; Poales; Poaceae
Source: the annotation of a GenBank genome assembly